Molecule: messenger RNA, 2049 nt
Organism: Rasamsonia emersonii CBS 393.64
Lineage: Eukaryota; Fungi; Ascomycota; Eurotiomycetes; Eurotiales; Trichocomaceae
Exons: 6
Coding region: 1-2049 (682 amino acids)
Source: RefSeq, a predicted model, not a curated record
AUGCGAACGCCACUGACGGCACGUGCUAUUGAGCUGCGACGAGUCGACCCGCCCGUUCGAGGGCUCGCAGGAUUUCCGUUCCUCUGCACAGGCGAUUGGACAACAAGAGAGCACUAUUGCUAUCCUAAUGAAGUGGCUAUCGUCACUUCCAACAGGGGGGAGGGUACCACGAUAUUAUUUAUGAGACGCCAUGAGAAUGAAUCUGAUACAGGGGUACAAGAGGAAACUAUGCCCAGACACCGAAAUGUACUCCGUAUGUGGUCGAAGCGCGAUUGGAACGUUUCCUCUGAAACCUUCGUUUUUGACGGCGUGAGACCUGGCGUUGGCGCGUCGCAAGAUGGUGGUCUCGAGGACUGCGUCCCCUGUGAAAGUCCUUUGGAAUGGUGUAUUAUAAAUUCUAUGUAUCUUAUCUCGUCACCUACCAGUCGACACCACAUUGAAUAUCCUCCAACCUGCCCGACAUCACUCACCAUGUGGGCUCCCAACAGUCCGACAUCGUCAACGCGCUCCAGCGCCAAAAACAUCGACUUGCGCUCGGCCAUGCGGCACGACGAAAAUGCCCUCGAGACGAAAUCCUUCCCGCCUGAUACGGAGAUGUGGAUGACCAGGAGGCAGCAGAGGCGUUCCCGAACCUCCAUCCAAUCGUCCGUGGCUGUCCGGUCGGAGUCGAUAUCGUCGUCGUCGCGCCAGUCGUCCGCAGCGCUGGAAGAAGAGGAAGAAGAGCGAAAUGAUCACGGAAUGACGACAGAAUCGCCGCGUUGUCGUAUUGAGGCCUGGCAGAUACCGUCUUUCCCGCGACCGGAGCAGCAGCACGGCCUCGUCCAGGUCCAUGACAAGGAAGCCGACGGCGAAGUGCAGGGAGAUGGCCGUGAAUCGAUCUCGGGCGAGACGGACAACUCACAUUUAACGCUUGCAGAGGAGUAUUCCGCCAUGGAACCAGAUCUGAAGACUCCCAAGGUCGUUGAAAAGGCCGUGUUCGAGAGUCCUCCUGUGCAGACAACAAGUCCGGAGCUGCAGAACGAUGAAUCGCACAUUUCCACCUCUAGUACUGCAGCCAGCGAGCAGGAGCAGUCAGCAACAAAAUCAUCAUCACCUGGACCCUUGGAGCGACAGCUCCUAUCACUGCUGUCAAAAAUCUCCGCAAUAGAAAGAAAUCAACCAACAAUCAUGGCCGAAGAGUAUCAGAAACUCGAAGCAAGAGUCGCAGAACUCGAGUCCGAGAAGCAGGCAUGGCUGCAACGCCACGAGGCGUUGUUCGCCCUCCGCGACGAAGACGUCGCCAACCUCGUCCGAGUCCGCGACAUGCUGGCCCACGAACGGCACGAACACGAGGCGAUGCGCAAACUGCGCGACGACGACCUGCGGAAUGUGAUUGAACUGCGACACAAACUUGCGCAGGCGACGUGGUCAUCUGCAAAACCUGAACAGCAGCAGCAGCAGCAGCAGCAGCAACAACAACAACAACAACAACAACAACAACAACAACAACAACAACAACAACAACAACAACAACAACAACAACAACAACAACAACAACAACAACAACAACAGUCCUCAGCAAUGACAACAACCGCAGGAACCACACCAAACAAGAUGGUGCAGCCAAAGCGCCUAUCCCUCUCGCGGUCCUCCGAAGGAAGCGACCUCUGGCGCGCAGCCAAGCUCGCCGCCAUGGAGCAGAAGGUCCUCGAGCUGGAGCGAGCCAACACAGAUCUAAGGGCGCAGUUGGAGCGCGCCCACGCGGCGCUGUUGGCGAGCAGUUCAGAGCCGGAGCAUCCAGCGAAAACAAGUAGCAAUAAUCAUAACCUCUCAACAUCCGGCAACGCCAGUCCUGGUCAUCGCGACCUGGACGCCAGCAGCCUCGAGAUGCUACUCGAAGGCGCGCUGCGCCACCGAGAGCGCUUCAUUGUCAAGAUCGAGCGGCUGCGCGCCGAGAAUGAGGAGUUGAGGAAGGAGUUGAGGCGCAAGGAGGACGAGACGGCGGAGCUGGAGCAUACGGUUGAGAAGCUGCGGAUGAAGAUCGAGUUGGGCCGGCUGCAGUCGCAGUGA